CAUAUGCAGGGGCGGACUGACAACUCAUGGGGCCCCCGGGCAAUAGGGGAUCAUGGGGCCCCUGUGUCCUUGCCCAAACUCAAAAAAGCCUAUGAAAAAGGUACCAGGGACAUCUCAUGGGGCCCCCUACUGACCCCAGGGCCCUCGGGCAGUGCCCGAGUUUUCAAAUGGUCAGUCCGCCCCUGCAUAGAAGUGACUAUAUCAUCAACCUGAGCUGGGGCUGACUAGGACCUAGUUACCAAAGCUAGCAUGUGCUUUGUAUUUUCACCCUCCCUAUAAUAUUUUUGAGAGGUAAAAAAAGAUUUUGUUUUCCAAAUCUUUUUAAAAGAGCUG
Staurois parvus is the source of this 333-nucleotide messenger RNA. The record is from the annotation of a GenBank genome assembly. NCBI's taxonomy places the organism in Eukaryota, Metazoa, Chordata, Amphibia, Anura, Ranidae.